Dictyostelium purpureum is the source of this 1215-nucleotide messenger RNA. RefSeq lists its product as uncharacterized. The transcript has a single exon. The record is from RefSeq and is a predicted model, not a curated record. NCBI's taxonomy places the organism in Eukaryota, Evosea, Eumycetozoa, Dictyosteliales, Dictyosteliaceae. Gene Ontology annotation, molecular function: alpha-(1->3)-fucosyltransferase activity. The annotation marks the transcript as partial. Gene Ontology annotation, cellular component: membrane.
UUAUCACUAUACCCCUUUAAAGAAAUGUCAAAAAAAGAAAGAUACAAUUCAUAUUAUUUCCACCUCAAGACCUAUUUAUAUACGGGAUUUCCAGAUAUAUUGUUUCCAGCUAUUCAUUGUAAAGAUUUGGAUGGGGAAAUGGCAACCAUAGCAUUCACACAAAUAUAUCCAUUUCAAACCCCAGACUUAGAAAUCUACUUUGAUCAAUUUUAUGAUUUUUUCGAAAGACAUAUUCCAAAUGACACCAAUCAAUAUAGUGCACCUAAAGUAAUUCAUGCAUUAGAACCCCCCAAUAUUAGAUUUUGUUCUCUACGAAAAGACUGUAUAAAGCAUUUUAACUGGUCUAUUGGGUAUGAAGAAUGGACUGAUGUUCAAUUAAACCAUGGGUACUCCGAUUUGUUCGAACCAAAGCCAUUUAGUUCAGGUGAGGAAUUUAUAGAGAAAAAGAACAGUUUUAUUGAAAAGAGAAAGCAAGAUAUAAAGAACCAUAAAUUCAAUGAUAAUUUAUACUACCACUACUUUAAUAGUUCGCACGAUGACCAAUAUAAUAGUGUAAAAAAAUUUAUAUUCGAGAAAUCACCAGAGUAUGAUGAAGCACCAUUGGCAAGUUGGUUUUGUAGCAAAUGUAACAAUGAAACCCAAUCAAUUAGAUUAGAAUAUGUAAAAGAAAUGAUGAGAUAUAUAAGAAUUGAUAGCUAUGGGGAGUGUUUGAAGAAUAUACCCAAAGAUCCUAGAGCAAUUAGAUUCACCCAGAAUGCAUUUGAAGUUAAACAAGAAAUUAUCUCAAAUUAUAAAUUUUAUAUUGCAUUCGAAAACAACAAUUGCUUAGAUUAUAUUACAGAGAAAGCACUUCAUGCACUUAACAGUGGGUCAGUACCAGUCAUUAUGGGUCAUCCCCAAAUAUUAAAAUAUUUACCAGGUGGUUCAUACAUCUUUUCCGGUGAUUUCAGAAAUGCAAAGGAAUUAGUCUACUAUUUAAAAGAAUUAGAUAAAAACAAUGAAAAAUACCUAAAGUAUUUCGAAUGGAGAAAUAAUAAAACAGAAAUUGAAAACUAUAAAAAAUCACAUGGUUACCCCCAAAGACCCAAUGCUAGAAAUUGGAUGUGUCCAUUAUUAUUACAUUAUCAACGUUGGCAAAGAGGAUUAAUACCAAACAAAACUUUAAAAUUGAUUAAUAUUGAUGAAAUUUGUUUACCAAGAGAUUUCAUUAAAAUA